Molecule: messenger RNA, 6884 nt
Organism: Salarias fasciatus (jewelled blenny)
Lineage: Eukaryota; Metazoa; Chordata; Actinopteri; Blenniiformes; Blenniidae
Gene: rttn
Product: rotatin
Exons: 49
Coding region: 87-6839 (2250 amino acids)
Biological process (GO): centriole replication; ciliary basal body organization; centriole-centriole cohesion
Cellular component (GO): ciliary basal body; centriole; centrosome
Source: RefSeq, a predicted model, not a curated record
AUGAAGCGUUCAGGCUCAAAGCACAGACCAGCCGUCUGCUUUUAAAGCUUUUUAUUACCUAAACUUCGUACUGCACCACAGCGGAUAUGGAGUUAUCUUCUCUCAUAAAGAAAAUGAGUCACUCUCUGCUGGAGAUCAGAGUUCGAGCCUUGAAGAACAUCUUAAGUAAAUUGGACCAUUCCUUGAUUUCUGUCCACGAUAUUGUGCAAGAAAAGAUGCUCUUUGUGCAUCUUCUGGAGUGGUUCAAUUUUCCCGAAGUGCCAAUGAAGGAGGAGGUCCUUGAACUGCUCUUCACCCUAUCAAAGCAUCCGAGUGCAGCCCAGAUGCUGAGAGACAUUGGAGCGGUGGACUUUCUCAUCCAGCUUUCUCCUAAUGUGGAGCCCAGACUGCGAGCUGUCAUUGAUGCUACCCUGGACCAGCUGUUCCAGCUACCUGAGCUGCUCCCCAGUCAGAGAGUCGUCUACUCACAUGGACCACCUAGUACCACUCCAACAGCCCCAGAAGGUGACAUACUUGAAGAGGAUUUGCGUAAAAUGGGUUAUUUCCAGAAGAACAUGAGGAGUGAAACAGAAGUACCACCUCAGAAGAUAGCAGUGCAUGAGUCUGUGAGAUGUCUGAAGUUUUCUGUGUUUCCGUGGCUGACCUUGACGAACACAGAUAGGCACAUCCUUUCCUCUAAUGAGAGUUCUUUAGGCAACAGCAAUCCCAAUUUGGUGCGUACAACAUGUGAACUCCUGUGCGACGUCAUCAUGCAAGACUUUCCUGCUGAGAUCUUCCUUCAAAGGCCCAAUAUAGUAAAGAACCUGCUGUCCCUGUUACGGCUGGGUACAGGUAAAGGUGAGGGGAGCCACUUCCACUUGGCAGCUAUUUCGUGCCUGCGGCAGCUUUGUGUGGGGCUGAGGAAGAGACUGCGCUUUCAUCAAGAUCCAAGCUUCUACUCUGUGAAACAAGAUCCAGUGUCCCAGAACUCGUCUUUCUCUCACACCCAAGAGGUUCGGGGCACCCAGCGUUCACAGGCCUCCUCCCCCGGGGCCGAGGGCUCGCCCCGCCCCUCUGUGGUGGGACGCACAGGCCAGAGAGCCAGGGGAGAUGGCCAGGAUGGAGAUGUGGCUUCGAACAGUGGCAGCUCACAGAGGGGUGGAGCAGCAGUCCGGCCCCCCUCACAGACGCCCCAUUCACCUGCCGAUGUGGCCCACUUGGAGUUCCCUGACCUGGGUGUGGAGGACGUCCUCGAGCUGCAGCUGCAGCAGCUCACCUUGGCUCAGUUCAGUGUUUCCACUAUGGAGCAUGCCAUACCAAUGCUUAAGACAGAUGGCUUCCAUGUGUUCCGCCGUGUUCUGGAGCUGCUCUGCGACGCUUCCCUCCUGCUCGGGGACAGCGUUUGUGAGCUGGUCUGGGACGACCGCAGCCUGGUGGGGAUGGAGCUGAAGGGGAAGCUACAGCACUGCAUGGAACUACUAGGAGAUAUUCUGAGCUAUCACCAGAGCGGUUCAGCAAACACUCCACACAUUUCUCAGCUUCACCAUCGGAUGGCCUACAUAGGCUGCUCCAUUUUCACCAUCAAACUCCUACAGACCAUCCUCCCUCCUGAGAAGGCGUGUGGAAAUCUCCCAGAAAGCACAGCGACUGCCCUCUUCCACAUAUGCUUGGACACAUCAUUGGGGACUUUGAUACCCAGCAUGCAAGAGACAGCGGUGGCCUACUUAGAGCAGGUGAACUCAGACAGCCAUGACAUCUACAGGAGAGUGACCCGAGCCUCCCUCUGGAUGGAGUCCGCCUGCAACUUUUUCAAAGAAACACGAGCUGAGGGGCAAAAGAACUGGUUGGAGUUGCUGGAGUUGGCAGACCAAGCCAUAGACGGCCUCCCGUUUCACCAACACCUGCCCAUCAUCAAAGAAUGUGUUCGCAUUUGCUCUUACCUCUGGAAGUUUGAUGAGCCCAGUCCCCUCCUCCAAACCGAGAGCCAGAAAGUCCUGCUCAAGCUGCUGGCCCAUCCCUUACUGCCUGUCAAGUCGGAAACAUAUGAGUGCACUUUAAACCUCGUCAAGGACUGCAUCGGCAUCCAGAAUGUGUCGCGACGGGAACCAGAAGUGUGUGCUGGAGUCAACUUCCUUCUCCACCACAGGGUACUCUAUGAAAUAAGCACUUUUGGACUCCAGGACUCUUCAGAAAAGGUGAACGUCCCUGCCAGGGAUAUCCUGCUAUUCCUUCUCAAGGGACGAUUGAUGAUGACAGGACCAACCUGGGACACGCUCAACGAGGCACUGUACCCGGUCAUACCCAUACUACAGGGUUACACCAGCACUGAGGAGCCACUGGGAAACUGCAUCCUUCUGAUAAGUGACAUGUCGGACGCGGCGAGAGACGGCGUGUUUCCGGCUACGGCCAAGCUGAGAGCCGCUCUCCGGCUUCUGUUCACCAGGCAGUCCACGGUGAGAAUAGCAGCGGUACAGCAAAUCCUGCCUCACUUAGCUGGGAAUGACACUGUCGGCGAAGCCAGGCCAGAGCUCGAUCCAGCAGUCGUUUCUCUGCUUCCCAAUAUCUACUGCCUCCGGGAUCCUCCAGACAUCGCACUCGACACCAGCAACAAGUCUGUCUUGAAGGUGGAGUCGGUGGAGAAGCUGUUUUCCAUCCUGCGCUCACACACUGUUGACAUCUCACUGAGAAGAUCAGCGGCCGAACAGCUGUCUGUUGUGCUGCAGGACACAACAAUGCACCCAGUGCUAAAGAGUCUUGGAAUAACAGAUGAAGUUAUCGCCUUCAUUAUGGAAAGUGUAAAUGGUGACAAGAGCUCGGAUUGUCUGCUGGAGCCUUGUGCCUGCAUCCUGAGAAAGCUGGUGUAUGCUGAUCCGUCUCUGAGGCGCAGGCUGGCACGGCACAACCUCCUGCUCCUGACACUGCUCAGGGCGUCCUUGAUAUUAAAGGAAAAUAAAAGUAAUGGAAGUGAGAUUGCAGUCCUGAUGAGUUUACUGCUAUUUGAUGAAAUUGCGCACAUUGAGACGUGGUCAGAGAAGUCAAAUACAGACCUGACGAUGGCUCCAUUCACCUUACCGCUGACAGUCAUACACAGGUUCAACAUUCCCUUCCAGGCAGCAGCUCACCACGCUGUCAGCCCAUACUGCUGCAUCUUGGCUCCUUCUUCCGACCUCCAGAGCUUCCGUCCUGCCCGCCACGCCCUCCAGGUGGCCUGGAACACGGCGUGGUACUCUGGGAUCGAUAACCUCCUGGAGCAGCUGAGGGAACCGAAAAGUGAUGUUGCAGAAUUUCACCCUGAUUUAACGCUCUCGGAAGCACAGGUCCUGUCCCUGCAGGCGGUGCACCUCCCCACUGCGCUGCAUGACUGCAUCCAGGCCAUCGUCACAGCGGCAGGACACCGCUCCGUGGCCUCUGCCCUCUCCAGGCUCAGCUUCUACUUGCUGAUUGACAGAAUGGCUCUCCCCCACACUCCCACUCACGGCUGCAGAGGCACCCUCUGCUCUCUCAGUUGGCAGGCAGCGAUAACCAGGUUUCUCCAGGUGCGUCCAGCCUGUGUCGAGGAUGAAAAGUUGCUGGUGGGCAUUGUUGCAUUUUUGAAUGCGUACUUCAAACAGAUGCACACAGAGUUUGUGUCUGACCCAGAGGACAAGGACCUCCGCUGGAUACUGGAGCUGCUUCUCAACCAGGAGAACAUGUCUCUUCUUGACUUGCUGCUUGGAGUGGAGACCCAGACCCCGACUCAGAGCCUCGGGGAGUCCGACGAGCUUAAGAACCAUGUCAGCCAGAGACUGCAGAGAGAACUGACCAGCUUCUUCAACACCCUGCUGCUCCAUCUCACACACACUACUGACAGGCUCUGCUUGGCGUUAGCAGGGCCCUUCAAGAGCCAGCUGGCAGUCCGUUUGCUUCAGAGCCUGCGGGUGUCCGACGCCCCGCGCUUCUACGGCCUUCCCAGCCUGGAGAGGACCCUGCAGGGCAUGGUUUGCCUGACUGCCCAGCCUGGCUGGAGCUCCCACUGCCCUGACCUGGAGCCCAGCUCCCUCUGCUCCAAGUAUCUCAGCGGGCUAUUAGAGGUGAUCUCCUCUUUUUAUGUUGAGUGGGGCGGAAACUCUCUGUCCUUUAUGGGGAAAGGUGUCACCAAGAACGCCAUCAUCUGCUUGCUCCACCUGUCGCAUGAGAUGAUGGCCCAAAACAAGGACAAGAACUUAAUUUCCCAGUGGUCUCUGGGGAACGAGACUGCUGCUGAGGAUGCUAAUCCCUCUCAGUUGGGUUUGGCCUGGCUCGUCCCGUUAUGGGUGGACAGGGAUCAGGAGGUAAGGGUUGCCAGUUUGGGUUUGGGUGCAGCUCUGUCCUCGAUGCCCAGCGGCUGCCAGGCUCUGUGCGCCAGCUGUCAGAACAUCAGCGGAGGUCUGUGGGGCACGUUGCUCAACAUCCUCCUGGAUCGGCAGGAGAGCAGCAUGGUUCGGAGAGAGGCUGCAUUUAUCCUGCAGAACUUGCUGGUGAUGCCAAUGCCUGCCAACACAGAGGAGGCCAAGGACUCCCACUGGCAGCACCCGUGCGUCCAUGAUGAGGUGUCUGGUGUGUCUUUGGUGGGCCUCCCAGCUCUGCAGGCUCUGCUCUACCACUAUCAUUAUUUCCAGCAUGUGGCUCAGUCCGCCUCCAGCUGUUACCGUGGCAGAUAUGCCUUCCACCUCCAGCCCGGUGCUGGCGCUAGCAGCGGCCCCAGUCCACAGGAGAGCUCCUCAGCGGCUUCUGAGGACUCUCUGCAGUUUUGGAGAUGCGACCCACCGGCGCCUGUUGUUAACUCCAGCAGAUCCUCCAGCUCCUUCUCUACCUCCAUUACCGUGGUCAGCAACAGUAUCAUAAGAGGUUCAGGGCCACACAGCCCGAAGGCUCCCUCGCCAGCAAGCAUCGUGGAAAACACUCCUACCAGCAGGCUGAUGGCUCAAGGCCAGAGCGAUACAGACACCAGCAGCUCGGUCACCUCGCAGGACUCCCGGCAGGGCGAGCCCUCAGCCGUGGAACAUGUUGUCAUAGUAACUCCAGACCUCCUGACUGCCCACUGCGGACUGCUGACCAACCUGCUGGCGAUCCUGCCAGAUUUCACCCUCAGCGCCAUCCGACAUAACCAGCUCCUCCAGGCCUUGGCCAGUCUGGUGGAUGUGCGGCUCUUUGAGAGAUGUCUGACUGAACUGAAGACCCCCACGGUCCUUCCUGGAGAAAGAGAGGACAUCAGGAGUCAGUUUGUCACCUUGCUCCGGUUCCUGUCCAGCUUCUGCAAACUGUUGCAGUCAUGUGCGACUGCGAGUGAGGACCUGAUUGGCCAGAUGGACUCCUUCAAACAGCUGUUGUCCACUCUGGUGGCUGCGCUCAUGCUGGAUGUCACAGGAUUAGACGCAGGUACCCGGGACGUGGUCUGUGUGUGCUGGGCAGACGUGUUUACGCUCCUGGCUACUGUGGUGAAGAGGGACGGCUCAGCAGCGCACCCAUCUGUCUCUGCUGCGCUGGGGAAGCGCUGGCGGACAUUUGCAGGAACAUUAUCAGUGUGCGUGAACGAGAGGCUUACAGACCCUCGUCUGCAAACAGCGGCGCUGCAGUUCCUCUGCACGAUUUUCACAGAGGAGACUAAGAAUCGAAGUCCGGAGGCCGGAACCUCAGACUGUAAAGCGGCCACCUCUCACCUGUCAGACAUCCUAAAUGGCUCCCCAGCCGGCGGACUCUGUGAGCUGCUGCUGCAGAGUUUUGAGAGGAGGACGCUUCAGGACCCUCUGAAGAAGCACACGGCCAGAGCUCUGAUGACGCUGUUAGCCUGCAGUCAGCCAGCUCAGAACUACGCAGCCAAAGCUGGUUUGAUUGACAGCUGCGUGGAGCAAAUGAAGCAAACCUAUUCCCAGCUCCAACUGGAGUCAGUUCGACCCGGCAAAGCUUCUCACCGCAAAAAGGAAGAGGGCCAUCUAAAGGAAGUCAAGCUGACCGCGGAGAUCCUGCGGAGUGCUCUCUACCUCAACGAUGAAUGCAAAGUGGUAGCCACAGAUGCCCGCCUAACACUGGCACUCUAUGCUCUCUGGCCCUGGCUCCUGCUGGACGACCCCACGAUGGAGGCGGUGCUGGAGCUGCUGUGUGUCUAUACGGCCAACUGCACAACGGCAUGCAGCUCUCUGUGUGGCGCCGGUCCUGCUGUCGUCCCCGGAUCCAAAGGCUCGCUCAGCAGCUCUCUGAUGCACUGCGUCUUGAAGCUGAGCUCGGGACUUGCUCCAGACAGCAGCCCCAUCCAGAGUCUCUCCUUUUCUCUCCUGGCCAACCUGGCCAUGUCCCGGGAGUGUCGAUGCCUCCUGCAAAGGAAUAACUUCCUGCAGGCCUUCCUGUCAGUCCCGGUCCCGAAGGCGGCUGCCGCGAAGUCGUCCUCCGCCGCAGGCGGCGGGAGCCUCCUGAGCCUGUGGCUGAAGCUGCUGGUCAGCCUCUCCUCGGCGGAGGACGGCCAGCAGAGCAUCCUGAGGGUGACCGGAGCCCUGGAGCUGCUGGCGGUCUUGGCACCGCACCGGCGGCACGCACUGCUCGCCCUUCACAACCUCUGCUUCGGCCCUGCCAACAAGUCACACAUCGUUGCCAACGGUAAAGCCAUGAAGGCACUACUGGGCUGUCUGGAAAGUAAAGAGACGGAAACCCGCUGCAUGGGAGCUUCAGCACUCUGGGCUUUGCUCCAUAACAACCAGAGGGCCAAGACGACAUUAAAGUGUCCUUCUGUUCGACUGAGGAUUGAAGAAGCACAUGCCAUCUCUAAAAGAGAUGCAGAAAAGCAGGAACCUACAAUCAGCUACCUCCUGAAGUGCCUUGAAAACCUUUCCCAGCUCCUUAAUUCCUGAACCUGACUUUAUUUAUGCUUGUUUAUUAUCUCUUUUUUUUAUAUA